UUUUGGCAGGACACACAGCAACAAAUCUAAAGUACACACGACCCACUUUUGGGGGGAAAAUAAAAACAUUACUAAAAAUAUUCCUAAAAAAAAUCUGAAAUAUUGCUAAAGUUUCCCAUAACGUACUUGCGCUACUACAUAUCUACGAUUUCAUGGUGUAAAAUCGGACAAAAAUAAGAGGAAAAGAAUGAUGGCGUGGUAGCAGCAGUGGUAGUCUUUUGUGUUUGGGCCGGUGGACGGCUCUGGGUCUGGUGUGAGAGGGCGGGAGUGAGGAAGAGUGUGUGGAGAUGAAGCUGGGACAGAGGAACUCAGUAUGUAUCCUGUCCAGUCGAGAGCGGGGAGCACGGGGUCUUGCAUCACACAGGGUCCUGCAGCAGCUUGUAGAAGAGAAGACACAGCGAAUGAAAUGGCAAAGUCAGAAAGUGGAGUUACCAGACAGUCCCCGCUCAACCUUUCUGCUAGCAUUCAGUCCAGACAGGUCUUUAAUGGCUUCCACUCAUGUGAACCAUAACAUCUACAUCACUGAGGUUAAAUCAGGAAAGUGUGUUCAUUCACUGGUGGGCCACCGCAGGACACCCUGGUGUCUAACUUUUCACCCUAGCAUCCCUGGGCUUAUUGCUUCUGGCUGCCUGGACGGAGAGGUCAGAAUCUGGGACCUACAUGGUGGCAGUGAGAGCUGGCUUACAGAGAGCAACUCCGCAAUCGCAUCUCUUGCUUUCCACCCCACGGCUCAGCUGCUGCUCAUUGCCACCAACAAUGAGGUGCAUCUGUGGGACUGGAGUCGGAAAGAGCCCUUCACUGUGAUCAAGACUGCCAGUGAGACAGAGAGAGUCAGAUUGGUGAGAUUUGAUCCAUUGGGUCACUAUCUUCUAACUGCCAUUGUAAACCCUUCGAACCAACCGAAUGACGAUGAUCCUGAGAUUCCAAUGGACAGUGUGGAGAUGCCUCAUCUCCGACAGCGCUCCUUCCUGCAGUCCCAGCCUGCGAGGCGCACACCCAUCUUGCACAACUUCUUGCACAUCCUCACUUCCCGUAACUCCAUUCCUCAGGCUGGAGGUGCCCAUUCUGCUUCCACUGACGAGUCCUCUGAUUCUUCUGGCCCUUACACUCUUUUGUGCGUUCAGCCGCUUGGAAUGGUGUGUUUUUGUAGCCGUUGCUCUGCAGCACGAGUUCCAUCUCCACCUGACGAGGACCCUUCAGACUCGGCAUCCCUGGAGGCACAAGCUCACACUUUUUCUUCUGCACGCACAGAGCCACUGCAGAUGUCACGGUUUUCUGUUGAAUCUCGUGCUGCUAAUCGCUACUCUGCAUUCAGCAGUGUGCAUGGUGGAGGCAGCAACAUGCGGAAUCAUUCUUCUAGCUCUGGCAGGAGGGGGGUUACUGGAAUGGCACCUGUCCCGCAUUUCCGACAACAACCGCCAGGUAGGGAAGGUGGAGGACGUCAUCCUGGAGCAGACUGGACAGUCAGUGGACUUAAUGGACAAAGCAGUAGUAUGACUCCACACAGAACUGGCGCUUCCUCUGUUAGCCUUCUUUCUGUCCUGCGACAGCAAGGGAUUUCCUCACAAUCACCUGUUUACACUUCUGCUAGUGAUAGAUGGGGCUAUUCUCAAAGCAGCGGCAGCACAUCAGGAACUAGUUCCAGCAGGCACCGUCCUCCAGAAGAAGAGGGACACAGCAGCUCCUCUUCCAUCCACAGUGUCCUGCGUUGUAACCUUUACCGCUAUUUCAUGGAUUAUGAGGGAACGCAGGAAACGGUCCAGCCUCUAGAGGGCAGCAGACAGGACCAGCAGACUCAGGAAAUGCUCAACAACAACAUGGACCCAGAGCAACCAGGACCAUCUCAUUACCAGUCACCCUAUAGCGGUGAAAACCCUUCCCACAGUCACAUGAACCGCUGUAGAGUCUGCCACAAUCUUUUCACUUACAAUCAGGGUAGCCGGCGCUGGGAUAGAACAGGUCAGCCUACAUCUACUGAGAGAAACACACCAUGGCAACCUUCUAGUUCUGCCUUCCACAGCGUAGCUCCAGUUUCACAAUCUAAUGAACACCUACUGGAGCACAGACCCAUAGAGUCCACCCCAAAUACCCCAGAGCCUCAUGUACCCUUUUCCCAGAGAACUGACACUGGACAGAAUGAGGAGCAGACCGUUGGGCUUGUCUUCAACCAGGAAACUGGCCAACUGGAGCGUGUUUACAGACAGUCUGCCUCCUCUCGCUCUUCAAACAUAUCACAAGGAGCCUUAAACCAGGAAAUGCCUGAAGAAACACCAGAUAACGAUUACUUGCGCAGGAGGCUGCUGGAGUCAUCCAUGAUGUCUCUUUCCAGAAAUGGCACCUCUGGGUCACGAGACCACCCCAUCUAUCCCGACCCGGCCAGGUUGUCCCCUGCAGCAUAUUAUGCACAGCGUAUGAUCCAGUAUCUGUCUCGACGGGACAGCGUUCGGCAACACUCCCACCGUCCCCCUAGCAGACCUCGACCCCUCUCUUCAAAUCCCAGCAGUCUUUCCCCGAGCCCUGUCCCUAACGCAGAGAACAGCGAAGUUGACUUUGAGGAGUUUGAGGAAAAUGGAAGCAGAUAUAGGACUCCUCGUAAUGCACGCAUGUCAGCCCCCUCUCUUGGUCGCUUUGUUGGAACCAGGCGCUUCCUCUUGCCGGAGUUUUUGCCGUAUGCUGGAAUCUUCCAUGAGCGAGGGCAGCCGGGCCUGGCAACGCACUCAUCCGUCAAUAGGGUCCUCGCAGGUGCUGUAAUUGGAGACGGUCAAUCUGCAGUGGCCAGCAACAUCGCUAACACAACCUAUCGUCUGCAGUGGUGGGACUUCACCAAAUUUGACUUGCCUGAAAUCAGUAAUGCGUCAGUGAAUGUUCUGGUCCCCAACUGUAAGAUCUACAACGAUGCGAGCUGUGAUAUCUCAGCGGAUGGGCAGCUGCUGGCCGUAUUUAUUCCCAGCAGUCAGAGGGGUUUCCCUGAUGAAGGCAUUUUGGCUGUUUACUCCCUCGCCCCGCACAACCUGGGAGAGAUGCUCUACUCCAAGAGAUUCGGUCCAAAUGCCAUCUCUGUCAGUUUGUCUCCGAUGGGUCGUUACGUGAUGGUGGGUCUGGCGUCUCGCCGCAUCCUGCUGCAUCAGAUCAGCGAUCACAUGGUGGCACAGGUCUUCAGACUGCAGCAGCCUCACGCAGGAGAGACGUCCAUGAGGAGGGUGUUUGACGUGGUGUACCCAAUGGCACCAGACCAGAGGAGACACGUCAGUAUAAACUCGGCCCGCUGGCUCCCAGAUCCAGGGCUUGGGCUCGCUUAUGGGACCAACAAAGGAGAUCUUGUCAUCUGCAGACCUGUCGAUGUGCAUUCUGAUGGCAGCAGCACCUCUGAACACUCUGAGAGAAUGUUCACCAUCAAUAAUGGUGGAGGGGUUGGACCCAGUAGCAGCAGGAGUGGAGACAGGGCAGGGAGCAGCAGGACCGAUCGGCGGUCACACAGAGACAUAGGCCUGAUGAAUGGAGUUGGUCUGCAGCCACAACCUCCUGCCGCUAGUGUUACUUCACAGGGGACGCAGACACAGAGCCAGCGUCUACAGCAUGCAGAGACACAGACCGACCGUAACCUUCCAGAUGACCCCCAGCAGCCCAGCACUUCUCAGGGGUCACAGGUCACUGAUGCCACAGAGCGACUCUCUGGAUUUGGGACUUUGCCAGAGGAUUCUGUCGAGGUGGUUCCAGAGACGCCGCCCCACAGCCGGCCUCAGGAAGAGGAAGGGUCAGAUCCCAGCGAACCCAGCACAGACAGCACAGGUCAGGCUGAAUAUGUUUCUCGUAUCCGAAGGUUAAUGGCUGAGGGAGGCAUGACUGCGGUUGUCCAGCGUGAGCAGAGCACCACAAUGGCGUCCAUGGGCAGCUUUGGCAACAAUAUCAUCGUCAGCCACCGCAUCCACCGAGGCUCCCAGACAGGAGCGGAUGCACAAAAUCGUACUUGUUUAAGCCCAAUCCCUGGUCCUUCUUCUGGUGCUCCGGAGUCUUUAGCUGCAGCUUCGUAUUCGCGCGUCCUCACUAAUACAUUAGGCUUUCAUGGCAACACAGCUCAAGGCUCAGACAUAGACCUCACAGAACCGGAAAGACUGCACACAUCCUUCUUUACACCGGAGUUUUCUCCUCUUUUCUCAUCUGCUGUCGAUGCAAACGGUCCUUCCUCUUCAAUGGGAGCAGACAGCGUCCUGGAGGGAGAAGACUUUCAAGACUUUGCGUCUCUCCCUCCAUCUUUACUCUCAUCCUCGCCGUCUCUUUCACCAGUGAAUAACAGUAACUACAGCAACAGCGAUAGUAGUUAUCUUGGAGAUGAAUACGGGCGGUGAAAGGCCUGCAGUUUUAGGAGAAAUCCAUAUUUGAAAUCAAUCAAGAAGAGAGAAGGUGAUAUUUGCAUUCACCCCUCAUGUUCCUCUUUGGUUGCCUCAUCACUGUUCAUAUUUCGCAUCUACUUUGACAGAGAUUAGUCAAUAAUGAAAGACAGAAAAUAAAGUAGGAGUUUCCUGGCCACGAACAUUCCACUUUUUGGUGAAUUUCCCAAUAAUCGUGUUUGACUGCCUGUUGUCCAUCAUGAUGUGUGCAUAUAGAGGCACAUGCAGAAUGAUGUGUGUAUGUAUGUGCACUCUCAGAAAUGAAAGUACGCGAGCAGUCACUGGGGUGGUGCCUUUUCAAAUUAAAACCUCAAGGGUACAUAUUAGUACCUAAAAAGUACAAAAUAGUUCCUAUUAAAAUAUUUAGGUACUAAUAAAUACUUUUGUGGUACCAAUAUGAACCCUUUAAGAACAAAUGUGUACCUUUUAAAAAAGGUACCACCCCAGUGACAGCUCAUGUACCUUUAUUUCUAAGAGUGUGUGUGAGUGGGAAGAGAGAUGAUCAUCACUUUGCAGUUAAAUCGGUUUCUACAAGACGUUCUGUUCUUCUACAUCCCAACAUUUGAGAUGCCAUUGGAGUCCGCUGUUCUGACCACAAACGUAAAAUUAUAUCAGCCUUGUAGCUGAAGUUACAAAAUCAUGUCACUUUCUGAACGGUUUGCAUAUGUUGCUGUUGAUUAGUUCAGAUGUGUAAGGUCACUGGUAAAAAAAAAAGAAAGGUCAAAUGGUUAUAUGGAGAAUUUUUAUGAAGUUGAAAGCCCACCUUGAUUUAUUUUGUGUUUUAAGUUAUAUUUUUCUUUGUUAUUAGUCUUUGUUUAAAGGUUUUAGAUUUUCUACAGUUUAUUCUGUUCAGUUAACUGCAUAGUACACCCAAAAUCAAUAUGCUGCUGUCAUUUUUAGGUCUUAAAUCUCAUGUCUUUCUUUUUUCAUCCAUACAUUGGAAGUCAGUGGUCACUGAAGUAUGUCACGAUGUAGAUUUUAUAAACAUUCUUCAGAAUUUCUUCUAUCUUCCUCCGAAGAAAGAAAGUGAGAAGGGUUAGUAAGGGUCGGCUUGUGUUGACUAUCCCUAUCUGACUAUCACCCAAAACAUGAAACAUCAUUUCCUCACCCUCCAUUGGUCCAAACCUGUUUAAAUAUCGUUCUUCUGCUGAACACAAAAGAAGAGAUCUUGAUGGAUGUUUCAAAUGAGUAGCUAUUGAUGUUUUGUUCAUACUAUGAAUGUCAGUGGCUUCCCUUUUCCAACAUUUCAACAUGCGAAGAGUUCAAACCUCUAAGUGCCAUUUGAAAUCUUCUUCUAAUAUUAGAUUUUUUGUCAGCCUCCUGUGUGUUGAUUCAGUUGUUUCACUUUUAUAUCAAACAUAGAUUAUUUCCAUCUCUUUUAACAUGAGAUAACUGAACAUAAACAUAAGAGGCUGAAAAAAUGUAGAUUGUAGAAGAAAAUUACAGAUGGCACUUAGAGGUUUUUGCAUCUGAACUUUUCAUAUUCAACCUAGAAAAAACCUCACACUGGUUUGAGGGUGAGCAAAUGCUGAGUAAAUUUUCCUAUUUUCCUGAACGGUUGCUUUAAGAUGUUGUGCCCAUCCGCACCCCCAUCCUUCCGUGUGGUAGAGUCAGUCGUUUUUGCACUCACUGUUACCACGGAAACCCCUCAAUUAUCACGCUUUGCCCCAAAUACAAACCAGAAAGACUUCUCAUUGAAAAGGUCUUCCCUUCCCUGUUUACAGUAAAGUGCUUCUUGACGCAGUGUGAUAAACCUCACACACACAGAGCCUCUAUGGGGAAGCGGUGAAGUCUGACAGACAUGUGUGUGAGAAACGCUAUCCUAGUUCUGUCAGCUACUGUAGAUUUUCAAAAGCCUGCUGAAAGUUAAGCAGACACCUGACAACAUUUGUGUUGCAUCCUUCUCUUUCAUUUCCCUGCUUCUGCACUCUCAGAAAACAGGUUUGAGGUGUGUUGUGUUCAGAGAGUCUGUCCGUUGAACCUUGACGAUUGUUGCUAUGCCUUUUGAAUUUCAGAUUUCAAAGCAUAUUUUUUGGGUUUAUCCACAUAAAAUAACCACAUAACGUCUGAGCUGCUUAAGUGUUUCUUUUGUUGAUUCGUGACCUUAGGAAUGGGGGGUUUUCAGUGUUGAAUGCUGGCCAGUGCUCUGGUACACAUACAGUAGUACUGCACUGGGAUGGCGGAAUGAAUGUUUAUGCGAGGUUUUUCUUAUUCACAGACUAAUGCAUUAUGUUCUGCAUUAAUAUGGAGGCACUCUCUCUGCUUCUUUUGGCAAACCAAUUUAUCUUGAAAAUGAAUGUCUGGCAGCGUCUCCUGAACCCGCUGCUUUGGUGAACUGUGUAACCUCGCAGCUCACUGGCCUAAAAAAAAAAUCGACAUCCUAGUGCUCUUUCUAUAAGAACAAACUCUCUUAAUUUCUCUUUUGCUGCAAGACGGAGACAAAUUACAGCAGUGGCUCUUAUGAUGGAUUAUGUACUUAACAUGUUACUUUUUUUGUCCUUUUGUUGGUUUUUCUGUUCGUUUUAGAAAUCCAUGUUAUUAAAUGAUUUUCUUUUAAAAAUAUACAUUAUGUUAAAGCUGCAUACUUGGAGUAGCAAUCCUGUAUGUGAUUUAAGUGGAAUAAAAUGACACAAAAACA
This is a messenger RNA of Danio aesculapii, 7026 nucleotides long. RefSeq names its product autophagy/beclin-1 regulator 1a (gene ambra1a). The record is from RefSeq and is a predicted model, not a curated record. Gene Ontology annotation, biological process: autophagy. Lineage: Eukaryota; Metazoa; Chordata; Actinopteri; Cypriniformes; Danionidae. Gene Ontology annotation, cellular component: intracellular membrane-bounded organelle. Gene Ontology annotation, molecular function: protein binding.